Molecule: messenger RNA, 1861 nt
Organism: Triplophysa dalaica
Lineage: Eukaryota; Metazoa; Chordata; Actinopteri; Cypriniformes; Nemacheilidae
Exons: 7
Coding region: 505-1308 (267 amino acids)
Source: RefSeq, a predicted model, not a curated record
CAGACACUCAACACGAAGACACUCAGAAAAUAUUUAGAAGUACAUUUUCGUUGUUUUUACUUUUAUCACUUGCGAUAUUGUUCUAGUUUAGACAUGACGUGUACCAGAAGCUUGUAUGUUUAUAAAAGCACUUUUCGUUUUUUACGUUUUCGGGGUAUUGAGAUUAAAUAACCACAAGACUGUAUGUUCUAUAGCAGAAUAGAUUUAUAUCAGUGACAGGAUCUGUCUGGGACACAAAAAAGAACAAUAACUGGAGUUUAACCAGGAAGAGGAGAGCGCAAACACCUAUUGCUGCCACUUUUGUCCUCUGACUCGUCACAAAGACCGUUUGGGGGAAGCUGCACAUAUGGUUUUGAUCCAAAGAUGUUCUAGGCAAAGCAACAGGCAGGGAGUCCAAAUAGGUUCAAUAUUCUGGGGAGGGAGCCCUCUGGUGGCGAACAGAAGAGUCUGCAGGAACAUCGUGUGUUUGGUGUGGCUGCAGCUGAAGUGAAGUCUGUGUCAGUGAUGGAGGGAGAUUCUGUCACUCUACAUGUGGAUCCUACAGACAUACAAGAUGAUGUUCAGCUACAGUGGAAGUUUACGUAUAACAAUGCAGAUACUUGUUUAGCCCAAAUGCAUACACGCUACGGUUCAAGCUCUGUUUUUGAUAAUGUUGGUGACGGGAGAUUCAGAGACAGACUGAAGCUGAACAGUCAGACUGGAUUUCUGACCAUCACAAACAUCACAAACACAGACUCUGGAGUUUUUACUCUUGAGAUCAUCAGUGGCAGAGGAACUUCAUACAAGAGAUUCAAUGUUACUGUCUAUGCUCAUCUGCCUGUUCCUGUCAUCAUCAGAAACUCUUCUCAAUGUUCUUCAUCAUCAGGAAGAUCUACAGUGUCAAAAUGUGUGUUGUUGUGUUCAGUGAUGAAUGUGACACAUGUGAGUCUCUCCUGGUACAAAGGAAACAGUUUAUUGUCCAUCAUCAGUGUGUCUGAUCUCAACAUCAGACUCUCUCUACCUCUGGAGGUGGAAUAUCAGGAUACAAACACAUACAGAUGUGUGGUGAACAAUACCAUCACAAACCACACACAACAUCUACACAUCAAUGAUGUCUGUCAGUCUUGUUCAGGUUUGAAGGAGGCCCGUUCACACCUUAUUGCUAUAGUUGUAGCUGUGCUUUGGCUCUUGACUAUAGCAGCAGUAGCAAUCUGGAAGAACAAAAACAAGUUGAUAUCCACUACAGCAAGAUGUGGCUUCACCUACCAGAGCCAAAAGGCCCAGUUGGAUCACAGCUUUAGUGGAACUGAAACACCCGAAACAGUCUGAGAAGCCAAAAAAGUGUAAUGAGAGAUCUGGAAUACCAAGGUUCUUAUCCAUGUGUAGCUUCAAGACAGGUGACAAAUAAUCAUACUGAAUGUUUACUGUCUACUCUUGUAUAUUUCUUCAAUAUCAGAUAUCAAUCUAAGGUAAAUAAAUCUAGAAUACACUGACGCUCAGAAAUGUACAAAGUAAAUCUCUUCACAAAGUAGGAAGAGAGAGAAAUGAUGAGGUUAUGAGAAUCAGAUGUAGCAAUAAUCUGUAUGUGAACAAAAUUGUGGGAAAUGUAGAUGACAUCAGCAAAUACACCUGGUGAUCGAGGGAACAUCUUUCAUAACAGACUUAUGCUAUAAUAUUAUUGUGUACUAUUCUGGUUAACAUCUUACAUCAUCUACUUGUAUUUAUUCUCAUUUGGUCCUGUACUUAAAGUAACUUUUUUGUGAAUAUUGUGUAUUAUUAUUAUUAUUAUUUUUCAAUUUCUCUUUUCUACAUGAUCAAAAAUGCACUUGAUCGUUUAUAAUACGUUUAUCAAUGGUUCAAAUGUCCUGUAACUAGAGGAUGA